This is a messenger RNA of Panicum virgatum (switchgrass), 717 nucleotides long. RefSeq lists its product as uncharacterized. The record is from RefSeq and is a predicted model, not a curated record. The coding region runs from base 76 to 441 and encodes 121 amino acids. The transcript has 2 exons. Lineage: Eukaryota; Viridiplantae; Streptophyta; Magnoliopsida; Poales; Poaceae.
GUGCUAACACACGUGUGGACGAGAAAGAGAGAUAAAGCCAGCCGCGGUUCCGUGCGCACCGCGCAGCCGAACGGCAUGCUGCGGUGGCACGCCGGCGCCAGCACCGUCGCUCCCACCCCGCCUCCGCCCGCGCCCGCGCCCGCGCCCGCGCUGCCGCACCCGCUCGCGCGCGGCCGCCUCCGGCCGUGCCGCGCGAAGAAGCCAGCGGACGACGACGACAGCCCAGCCGGAGGCAGCUUGUUGCUCUCCAAGAGCGUCCUGCUGCGGUCCGGCGUCGGGCUCUUCGCCCUCGGCUUCGUCGAUGCCGGGUACAGCGGCGACUGGUCUCGCAUCGGCGCCAUCUCCAAGGACACCGAGGAGCUGCUCAGGCUGGGCGCCUACGUCGUCGUGCCGCUCUCUCUGGCCCUCAUAUUUUCGUUGUCCCAAGACAGCAGCAAGUAAACCAUAGGAUUUGUGAAGAGUCAUCAGCUGCAUACUACUUUGUGAACAGUAGUAUCUUAUUAUAGCACUAAGCGAUCGUUUAUCGUGUUUCGUGCUGCUAAUCGUUGGUCUUUACCGACGAACUGGAGUAAAAUCAGAACGUGCUUCGUUCUGUGAUUCUCAGUUUGCUGAGGAGUGAAGAGAAAACGUGCGAGUUCAAGUAAAUGCAUGCUGCUGCCUGCAAUGUGUAGUUACAGCAGAGGGAUCCAGGAGAAUGUCAGUUGAGGAUCAAAUGCA